Messenger RNA from Pleuronectes platessa (European plaice), 12923 nucleotides. RefSeq names its product spen family transcriptional repressor (gene spen). Gene Ontology annotation, molecular function: mRNA binding. The record is from RefSeq and is a predicted model, not a curated record. Gene Ontology annotation, biological process: regulation of transcription by RNA polymerase II. NCBI's taxonomy places the organism in Eukaryota, Metazoa, Chordata, Actinopteri, Pleuronectiformes, Pleuronectidae. Bases 379 to 10995 code for a protein of 3538 amino acids. The transcript is spliced from 15 exons. Gene Ontology annotation, cellular component: nucleus.
AGAGUAAAGAAGUUCACACACAAAGCCACGCCUGCGCUGUGUGCCUCUCAUUACGAGCGAAGUUGCUGCAUCUUUUUAGGAAGCUUCAUGCUUUCUUUCGACAUCCAAAGGUCGCAUGGUGUCAGGGACGCGCCUAGUCACGGGAACAGUCCGGAGCGCGUUCAUGAGGUGCAAGAUCGCGCUUCCAGCAGUGAACAGUAUCAAGCAGCGUGCGGGGGGAAACUAAUGGUUUACAUUGGGCCACAGCGACCGGAGCGUGUUUCUCGUUUCCCUUUUCUUUCUUGUCAGGCGUUUGGUUUGCAGACCUCUGCCGAUCUGCACGCGAGGAGACGGACAUAGCGCGGCGCGGUGUAUGGUCGGGGAGCAGGAGCUCCCAGUAUGGUCCGGGAAACCAGGCAUCUAUGGGUGGGAAAUUUACCCGAAAAUGUGCGAGAGGAGAAAAUCAUUGAGCACUUCAAGCGAUAUGGACGUGUGGAGAGUGUCAAGGUCCUGCCAAAGCGGGGUUCAGAAGGUGGAGUCGCAGCCUUUGUGGAUUUUGUGGACAUUAAAAGUGCUCAGAAGGCUCACAAUGCCAUCAACAAGAUGGGGGACAGAGACCUGCGCACCGAUUACAAUGAACCGGGCACAAUUCCUAGUGCCGCGAGGGGGCUGGACGAUAGUCUGUCCUUAGGCUCCCGUGGACGGGAUGUAUCAGGGUUCACAAGGGCGGCAGGGGGGGCCAUUUACGUCCCCCCCACGUCGCUCCACAGCAGAGAGGGACGCUAUGAACGCAGGCUAGACGGGACUGCUGAAACUCGGGAGCGGGCGUAUGAUCACAGUGCCUACGGUCACCACGAGCGCCCUGGAAGCACUUUCGACCGCCAGCGGCACUACGACACAGACUAUUACCGUGAUGCAAGAGACAGGACUCUGAGCACAGCAGGGGCUGGGUCUGGUACCUCCAGUGGAAGCGCUACAACCGUGUCGUCAGGAGUUAGUGGAGCUAUCGUCAGUGCGGUUGCUGGCAACACAGGAACAAGUGGUUCAACAGGGGCCCCUGCAGCAGGAAGCGGAGGAUCUACAUCCAGCGUGGUGGGCUUCUACCGAUCCCACAGCAGGAGCCCUUGUCGCUUUGAGACGCCCGAGCCUCGCUAUGAGCCUCGUCCCAGGGAACCCUUUACUUUGGCCAGUGUGGUCCACAGGGACCUUUACCGGGAGGACAGGGGUCGGCGUGGGGAGCGCUCGUACCGCCCCAGUCGCAGCCGGUCACCGCACUCGACGCAUUCGCCAAACCCUUCUCCCCAGAGACUGGCGAGUCAGGCCAGCCGUCCUCCACGCUCCCACAGUGGGUCGGGCUCUCACAGUCGCUCCUCCAGUUCGGACUCAGUCAGCAGCACCAGCAGCAGCACGAGUGGCAGUGAUUCCAGCAGUAGUUCAAGUGAUGAGUCUCCGGCACGUUCAGUGCAGUCUGCAGCUGUUCCUGCUCCCUCAGCACUUCCUCUAUCCUCCCUUGACAAGGAUGAACCACGUAAAAGCUUUGGCAUCAAGGUCCAAAAUCUUCCUGUACGCUCUACAGAUACAAGCCUGAAGGAUGGUUUGUUCCAUGAAUUUAAGAAACAUGGAAAAGUCACAUCUGUACAAAUCCAUGGAGCUUCAGAGGAUCGUUAUGGGCUUGUAUUUUUCCGCCAACAAGAGGACCAAGAGAAAGCACUUGGAGCAUCAAAGGGAAAGCUUUUUUUUGGCAUGCAAAUUGAAGUCACAGCAUGGAAUGGACCCGAGACGGAAAGUGAAAACGAGUUUCGGCCCUUGGACGAGAGGAUAGACGAGUUUCAUCCAAAGGCCACGAGGACAUUAUUCAUCGGAAACCUGGAGAAGACCACCGCUUACCAUGACCUGCUUAACAUCUUUCAACGCUUUGGAGAAAUAGUGGAUAUUGAUAUUAAGAAGGUGAAUGGAGCCCCACAGUAUGCCUUCUUACAGUACUGUGACAUUGCAAGUGUCUGCAAGGCCAUAAAGAAGAUGGAUGGGGAGUACCUUGGUAACAACAGGCUAAAGCUGGGCUUUGGAAAGAGUAUGCCUACAACAUGUGUUUGGUUGGAUGGAUUAGCGUCAAAUACAACUGAGCAGUUUCUCACUCGACAUUUCUGCCGCUAUGGACACGUUGUCAAGGUUGUAUUUGACCGAAUGAAAGGAAUGGCCCUUAUCCUGUACAACAACAUUGAGUAUGCACAAGCCGCUGUCAAAGACACAAAGGGUUGGAAGAUAGGGGGCAGUAAAAUUAAGGUUGACUUUGCCAAUCAGGAAAGUCAGAUGGCUUUCUACCGUUCAAUGCAGUCGUCUGGCCAGGAUAUUCGAGACUUUUAUGACCUUCUCACUGAAAGAAGGGAUGACCGACGAACUCAAUAUGAAUUUCCAACAGAAAGACCAUAUUAUGAAAAUGCACGGACUCCCGGAACAUUCACUGAAGAUCCACGUCGUAAAUAUCCUGCUAGAAGCCGGGAGUUCUACACUGAAUGGGACCCAUACCAGGGAGAUUACUAUGAUCCACAAUACUUUGAAGACCCACGGGAGUAUCGGGAAUACAGAACCGACCCUUAUGAGCAGGACAUUCGCAAAUACAGCUAUUUGCAACGGGAACGUGAAAGAGAGAGGGAGCGCUUUGAAACAGACCGAGGACGUGAUCAUGGGAGGAGGACCAUAGAGCGUAGCCAAAGCCCAUCACAACUUGCCACUCGUCGUCCUGCUAGCCCCACUGCAUCUCCUUCACUCUCUGAGAGGAUACCAAGUGAUUCAGACCGUCGUAUUUGUUGUCGAUCUUCUGACAGAAGUGGAAGCUGCAGUUCAAUCUCUCCUCCAAGAUUUGAAAAACUUGAAAAAGCACGCUCUGAAAGGUAUAACAAAUCUGACAAACCUGAAAAGGACCGUCUUUUUGAAGUUGAAAGAGGGAAUUUGGUUGAUAAGGAGAAGCGGGCUGGAUGUAAGGAUCGUAGUGACAAGGACAAAAGUGAGAAACAGAGGCUUAAGAAGCUCAAAGUUGCAUCACCUAUUAUCCAAGCAUGUGAGACAGAGCCUGAGCUGGAAAGAGAUAUUAGCCCUGAGUCUGUCAUUCGGAGUAAAACCAGUAAAAUUCCAAAGGAAAGCUUGAGCAAAGGAAGGUUAGACCUUCUGCCUUGUGUUGUGCAGCUAACACGUGUCAAAGAAAAAGAAGGAAAAUUGAUUGGUCAUGCCAUCCAAGAAAAACCGAUACAGAGAGGUGGGAGUGACAGUCCUAGAUUGGCAUCACCUUCAGCUGACCAGAGGAGUCCUCCAUUCCGCCCAGAACCAUCGAAAAGCGAUAUCUCUAAGCAUGGAAAGGUGCCCAGAGACAAGAAUAUGUACAGUUUAGUGGAAGUUGUUGAUAAGGAUGCUAAAGUAAAAUCCAAGAAAGUCGGAAAAUCUGAAAUGGGAUCUGAUAGUGGUAUUUCUGUGGAUAUUGACCGCUUGGCUGCAAGGAAAAGGCGCUUUGAAGAGUCUGGGAAAACGGAUCGACAAAAGAGAACUAGUGAGGAUGAACUUGGCAGAUCUGGACUUCAAAAAUUAUGGAACAAUACAAAGGAGACCGAUUUUGAUAAGAACCUUUCCAUUAAAGGGAUGCACAAAAAGGAACACCACAAGGAUAAGUGUAUGCGGAUGGUCCCAGUUAAUAUUCCUAAGGAUGGACAAGACUGUGAAAGUACCUCUGUAAGCCUGUCUUUGGAACGGCAAUCACGGUUUAGGGAGAUGUCUGGGGAUUCAACAGAUAAAUUAGAUUCUGCCUUCUUUCAAAUGGAUGUAGAGGGCUCAAAAAGUGAAACCACCUCCAAUCUCACAAAAAUAUCAGAUGAUUGCAGUGUGGAUGAAUUGAAAGAAGAGAAACAGGGUUUGUUUGAACAGGAACAAGGAAGAGGGAAGUGCACAGACUCUGAUGACGAAGAUGAACACUUUUUGCUCAAUGACCAGACUAAUAUUUGCAUAAAACAAAUUGAACAGAGUAGAUGGAUUCGACCCGAGCUUGGUGAUCCUGAUAAACUAGUCAAGUUUGAAAACCCACCAAGCAAUGAGACUCCCGACUUUGAAAAGGAUUGUGUCAUGCAGGAUUUCGGAAAACCAAAUCGGGAUUUGGCCAAUGAUGACUCCUCCUCGUCUAAACGAAAGAAACUGGAGAAUUUCAACUUUGAAAUAGUGAUUCCAAAAAGUGAUCAUAGUUUUACAAGUUCACAAAAGUUGAAUGAGGUAAUUUAUCCAAGUAUGACAUCCUUAACAGAAACAGGGAGCGUUUCUCCAAAGGACGAAGAUGAGAUCAUCCCUAUUAACAAAGAAAGAAAAUCUUCUCCAAAAGUAGAUGAUACAUUCUCACACACGGAGUCAAUAAAGCACAGUUUGAGCUUGCCAGCCAGACAUUUUCGUUCUUCUGACCCUGAGCUUCCAAAACUUAAGACUACCUUGCUUGGAUGUGAUGAGGAGUUAAUGCAAUGUUGGGAAAGAAGAAUCAAGUCUGAUUCACUUAGAAUGGAAAUGACUUUCCCAAGUGAUAUUGCAAAACAGGAAAGUAUCUGCAAACGCCUUGGGCAGGAUUUAGAACCCGGUGAAGUGCAGUCUGAUUCAGAUGAGGAUGUGGAAAACAAACACACAUCUCCCAAGUCCAAUAGCUCCUUGUCUUAUAUCCUCAGGGAGCGUGACGAGAGAACGUCAGACAUGAAACUGUCUGGCUCCUUGGAAAAGAAUAAAUUUUAUUCUUUUGCAUUAGACAAAACUAUAACUCCUGAUACAAAAGCACUCCUUGAAAGAGCCAAGACGCUGUAUUCCUCCAGGGAAGAUAACUGGUCCUUUCUUCCCUCGCGCUUUCCGACCUCCCACAGCUGUUCAGAAAAGGGCAAGGUAGAGUUAGCACCUCGACCUAUUCCUUCUUGGUAUAUGAAAAAGAAGAAGAUUCGUACUGACUCUGUGGAAAAGCUGCACGAUAAAAAAGAGGAACUCAAGCCACAGGAUCAAGAGCGUCAAGAACUGUUUGCCUCUCGCUUCCUGCACAGCUCAAUUUUUGAACAAGAUUCCCGCCGUUUGCAGCAUCUUGAACGUAAAGACCAAGAUGUAGAAAGUGCGACUGGGCAGCCUUUUGGUAAGCCAAGUGCAACUGAGCCACAGCCUGAAACUGGGGGAGGUGACAACCCGCAAGAGCCGAUUGUGCUUUUCCACAGUAGGUUUUUGGAGCUUCAGCAACAAAAGGACAAGGACCAAACCCUAACUGAUACAGAGCUUGAUUCAGAAGUAGAGCUUAAAACGGACCAAGUGGAGAAUUGUGAAAAUGUGACGUCUGAUAAGGAAUCUGAGCCUGUACUAAAGGUUGAUGUCAAAUCUGCCAGUCCCCGAUUAACCUUGUCUGUUUCACCAUUUGUUCCUUCCCCAAAAGAAAUGUCUCCAGAAAAGAGAGAGUUGUUUACUGCAUCCUCCGAUCAACCCAUGCCAAUUGUCAAAGAAGAAAAAGUGGUGCCAAUUCUUGAGGUGUCUCCUCCUCAUUCUUUUGCUUUUGAUGACUUUAAGCCAGUUGCUCCUAAGCUAACCAUAAACCCUCCACAUGCCCUUUUAGAACAAGAAAAGGAACGGGAAAUAAAAGUAGAGUUAAAUGAACCCAAAGUAAAAAGUUUGGAUAGUUUGGCACUGGGACAUAAGGCUCUUGUGGAAGAUAGGCCGGCAACUCCUGGUGGUUCCCUAAGUGGGUUUGAAAGAGAGGCUUCAGAAUUAGGGUACUCAUACCCAAAGAUUGAAGAAAAACCUGAAAUUGAAACAGAACCUAAAGGAGAAAAGCUGAAAACAAAGGGCUUUGAGGAAUCUCAGAAGACUGAGACGGAUAGUGAAGUAUGUAUGCCAGAACUAGAGGCUGAAAUAAAACCAUUACCAAAUCGCAGGCAGCCCAAGAGUAAAAGGGCAAAACCACUAUCAUUACUGCGUAGUCCACAGCCUUCCCAAAAUGUUGCCACUGAGAAACCUGCAACACGAAAGAGUGAAAGAAUUGACAGAGAGAAACUCAAAAGAGCCUCAUCUCCUCGAGCAGAAGCACCAAAAGCAUCUUUGGAGUCUAAAACCACGUCCAAAUCACCAAUCUAUGCGUCAGACUCCGAGCAGCAAAUAGAGUCAAGUUUGAUUCAUGGGAGGACACGUCGUAGGAAUGUAAGGUCAGUCUAUGCCACUCUACAUGAAGAUGACCAAGCUGGUAAAGAGGUAGUUGAGUCAGCACGCUCCAUGCGUAAACGGGUUACUGACAAAGAACCAAUACAGCAAGAUGUUCAAAUUCCAGCUACCAAUACCAGGCGAGGCCGUCCACCGAAAAGAGGCAUCAAACGAAGUGAGGAUGCAUCACCAGUAAAAGAUGAUCAGCAAAAAUUGAUGGAAGAAGAUGAAGAAAUUAAGGAGGCAUCAAGUACAGUAGAGGUUGUAAAAUCCUCUGAAGGAUGGCGUUCGCCCCGCACCCAGAAGGUGCAGCAAUCACAUCUAACCUCAUCUGCUUCCGUUAACAAGAAAGGAACCACAGUAGACAACCAGCCUGACAGCCCUACAGAGCUAGCUGAACCAGAUUAUCUAUCAAGUUAUGAUGAGUCUGAGGCUAAGCCUAAAGAUGGACCAGACCUCUUUAUAGAGUUACCUGAAAGAACAGAAAAUGUAAGUCCACCAAUUCACAGAAAGGAAAAAGAUCAAAAAGAUUCUGGUGGAAAGAAAUCUACUGAUGACGAGAAGGUAGACACCAGCUCCUCAGAGAGAAGACAACCUGUAAAGAUUGCCAAAAUGAAAACACCAAGGUUGAAAAGAAAUACCAAGCAGCUCACUGAAGAUAAGUCACACAGCUUAAAAAAUCUUGAGAUCCGUGUAAGCGUUGAUGAUGUAAAAGGUUUACUUCGUUCAGAGGACAAUGUUCCAGGGACAUUUGAAACUCCUGUUAUUACAAAAACUAAAAUGGUGGUAAAAGAGAAUGAGGAAACAAAGGCAACAAGCUUUCCAGAAGAAUCAAAUGAGGAUGAUGUACAGGAAAAUGAAGAUACACUAUCAGAACCGGAACUUCCUCCUGAUCCAGCUGCUCUCUUAGCACGGCAGAUGGAGCUAGAGCAGGCAGUGGAAAAUAUUGCCAAACUUACAGUUGAGCAACCUCCUCGGCCUUACAAGGAACCACCUACAGGACAACCUGCCAUAUUGCCUCCUAUCGUAGUGGAGCCGCAAAGUGAGGUUGAGGAAGAGAAACGAGCAAUUCCUGCUAGUGAAACCGAACUUGCUGCAGCUAUUGAUUCCAUUACAGCAGAAGAAUGUGCAGAUGCGGAUGGGUUUACAGCUCCUCCUACUUACACUGCUAGUAUUCCCACCCCUGAAUCUUUAACAUCCCCCUCCUCUAACGAGAUUAUGGAUCCUGAAACACACAUGGUGAUAAACAGUAUUCUUGCAGCAGACUCAGAUGAUGGUCCUCUAACACCCAGCCCAAAGGAGCCAAUGACAGAUGUUAAGGCAGCUGAACACCUCCCUCUACUUGAAACACCCAAGAAAACAGUAAAAGUUAGAGCAAAAACCCCAAAGAAGACAAGAAAUCGUAAAGGUGCAGCUAACAAGAAAGGGGAUAUUGCUGAGGAAGUUUCACAACCAGAGCCCUCUCCAGUCAAGUUACCAGAGUCUAUCCCAGAAGACCCAGAAACCAUUAAUUCAAAAGCAGUUACUGUUACAGCAGGGGCAACAGUAGCAACGUCUGUGGUCACUGCUGUUGCAACUUGUAGGCGUGACGUUACAAGUUCUAUAACUGUUGACACGCCCAAAGAGGCAGAACAGCCUGAGGUUGAACAGCCUGUACCUAAGGAAUCUGCUUUCCAUUCAGGCACAAGCAAGAUCUCCGGUGGCAAAAAACAUCCUCAAGCAUCAGAGCCAUCCACACCUACUCUUGCCUCUGCUCGCCCACAGGUUGUAUCCCAGUUCAGCGUACCCCUAAUGCGGCCAGCCAAAAUGCCAUUUUUGCCUGACUGGCCUCAGAGAAAGGAAGAAAGUAGAAUCCAUGUUGCACCCUCAUGUCAAGUUACAGUGGUAACUCCCUCUGUACCAUUGCCGACUACGCUAAGUGGAACCCCUUCAACAAAUCCCCCAAUGCCCCCUGACACCAAGGCUUCAGAUAUUGACCCUAGUUCUAGUACCUUAAGAAAAAUUCUAAUGGAACCCAAAUAUGUAUCUGCAUCAAACAGUAACUCUAUACCUACCACGAUGGUGACAUCUACACUGUCUGAUCCUUUGCGUAUGUCAGAGAAUGAAAAUCGCCCGGAUGCAGUGGGUUCAAGACAAUUACAUCAUGAAGAGAGGCCGCCUUUCCCCAUCCAGCCCACACACCACAAACCAUCUCCUCUGACAGAGUCCCAGCAGAACUGUGGAGAGAAGACCCAGCAUACAGUUAUUUCUCCUGCUACAUCAGUAAUAAGUCGGAUUCCAAUGCCUUACGACACAGAGGAAACUCCACGAAUUUCACUAAGUAACAGAAGCAUUGGCUUAUCUAUUCCCAAGCAAAAAUUUAGGUCAAACUCCAAUGAGAAUAAUCGCUACCAUGGCAUGGAUAUAGUAGAAGAUGGGAGUAGAGGGCGCUCGGUUGUUGAGACUACUCCCUACAGUACAGGCUCCAGUGCUGGCCUAAGGGUCAAUACAUCAGAGGGUGUUGUUGUUCUGAGUUAUUCAGGUCAGAAAACUGAGGGGCCUCACAGGAUGAGAGCCAAAAUUAGUCAAAUCCCUCCAGCGAGUGCUGGUGACAUAGAGUUUCAGCAAUCUGUGUCCAAAUCUCAGAUAAAGCAAGAGCCACUCAUCACAUCGUCCCAGUCACCUAACCCGAAAGCACCUCCACCUCUUUCAGCGUAUGGGCACACAGGGGUCCUCUUGACUGGCCAAUCCUAUAAUUCUCAACCUGUAAUUUCCAGUACCAAACAGGAGAGUCAUGGCUGUGACAAAUCUGAUGCUCCAUAUCACACAGCAUCCCAUGGUGGUGUGGUGAAGAUGUACCAACAGCCAGUGAGUUCUCCUCAAGUAUUAAUGUACAGCCAAGCUGUGAUACAACAGCAGCAUGGCAAGAGAGCAGGGACAGAACCUCUCCCAAAAAAGAUGGACAUUGGCAAAGCGGUUCAGCAUUCUAACCUCAGUCCAGUAAUGAGUCCACACCACCCAUCGCUAUCUGGAACCCGCAUGAGCCCCAGCCCUGGCAUCCCAACUGAUCGGUCCGCUCUACACCUCAAGCAAGAACCCCAGUCUCCACGAACAGCUGUUCACUCAUCUUCACCCUUUGCCAAAGCCUGUGUUCCGGGUGGUUCUCCCAUUGGAACCUCAGUUGUGCUGGGUCAUGGGAUGCCACAAAUGUCUACAUAUCAUUCAAAUAUACAUCACACACACUCAGAACAUUCCUCUGUCAUAAUUCAACCUCACAGUGUCACACAGUCUAUGACUCAUGAAGCCAGGAUGAACACCCCACCAAUGUCUGGGAUAAACUAUGGAAGGCGUGGUGACGCCCUGUCUUCACCCCAUCAAGGGCCACCUCAGCGCUCAAACACAACACAGCCUAAUGUGAUCCGUGACAUGGUACUACAGUCUCAUUCAAGUCCCAAGGGGUCAGUGUCAGGUGGCGGCAGCAGCAGUGUAACUGAAGAAGACUCCAGACGCUUUAACCAAGCUCUAAGUAGACCAUCAGGGCCCCAGCUCCAGUCGGAUGUAAUGAUGAUUCACAGUGAUCGCAGAGGGCUGCACUCGAGUAUACGUAUGGACCAGUACAGAGACAUGCACCAGCGUAUCUUCAUGCACCAGCAGCGGGGAGAGCAGGCCGCUGUAGAUGCAAGACAGUCACGAACCUCAGAGACUGGUGCAUCUUUAAGCAACAUCUCUGUGCCUUCAAAGAGUCCUUUAGUGGGGAAGACCAUUGAACUUCCCGCAAAAGAAUGUCUCAAACCAACCGAAGGAAAGCUGAUACAUCCACUCUCCAAUGAAAGUAGAAUCCGGGGAGUUCAUACAUCCAGUCCUGUCAUGGUGUCUCCUCACCCUCAUGGGGUUCAGCUGAUGCCUCCCGGAGGUGCAGGCUCCUUUUCAGUCUAUCGGGACAUGCGAGGCUUCCCAUCUCAGUUCCCACGACAUCAGUCAUCAGGACACAACCUGGCCAAUCAAGGGAUUACAUCUUCACAGGUCUCUCCGGAACCUGACAUGGGUCACAGGGGGAAAAUAUCUCAGGCACAUGGGGGAGGAAGUGAUCCCAAGCCUGAGAGUCCUCAUUUUCGCCAUGCUACCUCUACAGACCUCUCCCAUAUUUCCAGAAUAUCAGGGGAUACGGUCUCACCCUCAUACCAGUCUCCCAUGAAUUCGCCCAUGAGUCUUACUCACAAGCCAGAUCUGUCUCUUCAAAAAGGCCCCCCAUCCUUCUUACCAACCCCUCAGCCAGCAGCACCCCCAUCAAGUAUACUGCAGUCACGGCCCGAUGCUAAGCUGGAACAUUCAGGACACCAAUCCAUCGACAUGGUGCAGCUUAUGACGAAAUAUCCUAUUGUAUGGCAAGGCCUGUUGGCACUGAAGAACGACCAGGCUGCUGUCCAGUUGCACUUUGUCUCUGGCAACACCAUCCUGGCCCAGCGCUCUUUGCCGCCCCCAGAGGGAGGGUCUCUUCUCAGAAUUGUCCAGAGAAUGAGGCUUGAGGCUUCCCAGUUGGACAGUGUGGCACGCCGGAUGACUGUGGAGGAUGACUAUUGUUUGUUACUGGCUCUACCCUGUGGUCGAGACCAAGAAGACGUCCACGGUCAAACUCAAGCUUUGAAAAGUGGCUUCAUCACCUACCUGCAAGCCAAACAAGCAGCUGGAAUCAUCAAUGUGCCAAACCCUGGCUCUAAUCAGCCAGCUUAUGUGGUGCAGAUUUUCCCGCCGUGUGAAUUCUCUGAGGUCCACCUCUCUCACCUGGCACCAGAUCUUCUCAACAGCAUCUCCAGCAUUUCCCCUCACCUCAUGAUUGUCAUUGCCUCCGUUUGAUUACCUCCAGUUUUUUUCCUGAACAAAGCCAACACCAGCCCUUUUGGAUUCAUCCAGUUUUGUGAAACUGGAAUUGCCUCAUACUUUUAUGAGUUUGAGUUAUAAAAAACAUCCAAUUUAGCAUGCACUCAACUUUUCUCCUUCACUUCACCGAGUCCUUAAAUCGCCCAGUGACGUUGAAUUCCAAAAACUAUACCUUGAGGAUAUGAAGGGUCAAAUGGGGAUUUUCGACUUUCAUUUUUGAUUACUCAUUUCAUUUUUGACUUUUUGGAGGUGUUGUGCAUAGCCUUUUCUAAUUCACGGCAUUCAUAGAGCUAUGGCUUGAGACCUUCCUAUGGGAUAUUUUUUACCUUCAUAAAAGUGAUUGUUUUUUUUUAAAGACUAUGUGAGAAGUCAUUGCACUAUGUUAGGGACAAAAAUUGGGAACUGUACAGAUUUGAGUUUAAUAUGAUACAUGUUAUGGAAGUACUCUUGUAGUCAGCCAUGCUAGCGCAAGAUAAAAGAGAAAUCAUUGCCUGGAAAAUGAUCAGGAUCUUUUGGGCCUGAUCAGUCAUACUGCGUUUGCUCCUUCACCAUCAGCCAACUUCUACUUCAUUUCCGGACUCGACUCUCCAUCAUGACGUGUUCCCUCCCCCAGGAACUCAUGAGGGGAUGUUUAGAGUUGUACAGUUUACACUCAAUGCCUCAACAGGGGACUAUAAAAAGAAUAUUUAAUUUGUUUAUUUUUGUUUGCAUUUUCUUUACGCCUAAGGGUAUUGUGGACAAUUGUGAAACUGUAAAUAUUAUAAAUAUUUAAAGACUGAAGCAAUGUCGAGAGACCAAGUGAAAUAUUUUACAAAACAGAUCAUCAAAUCUUAAUGUUUUCUUUCUGUGUUUCUUUAUUGAUUUUUUCUUGAUUCUUUCUUUCUUUCUUUCUUUCUUUCUUUCUCUCGCUCUCUGUCAAGGGCAUGGAGGGGACUGGUGGAAGGGAUCUAUUUAGGAUCCAGGAGUGAUAUUCGCAAAAAAAAAAAAAAAAUUACUUAUGUGCCAAAAUAUCUUUUGCAAUCGCUCAAAACACAAUGUAUCUAAAACUAAAUUUGUUCAGAACCUAUUUUCAUAUGUGACUUUGUAUUUUGCCACUCAGAGGGCAGACUUGAUUCCUUUUUUUGGUAUUGUUCAUCAACCUGACUCUGUUACGGCAGCGCUUUUACAUUUUUGAAAUUGUAUCCUCAUUUUGAAGGAACCAUUGCAUUGUCUGGGGUUGCUUUUUCUGUUUAAAUUCCUGUUUUCCUUCUCUGUGAAAUGGUCCUCUACUGCCCCCUGCUGUCUGGAAAUCAUUCUCUGCACCCUGAGGUAAUUUACGCCGUGACUUCAUAGCAGAUGUUCUAUAGAGCAUGCUUUAUUUUCAAAUCAUGGUGAAAUCAUAAAGGCAAAGAAUGUGACUUGAACUUGACAUCAUGCCGCUAUUGGAUGUUUUGAUGAUCUGCCUCCAUCCCUUUCCUGAACUGUCUCCUUGAGCCGAGCUGUAAAUACUAACGUCCUUAAUAUGUGCUCUUGUGUAUUUUCCCCGUUAUAAUUGUCUUUCUUCAGGGUCCUUAUUUUUGUUUUGUGCAACAAAACAAAGCAGUCUGAAAGAGACGGGAGAUGAGGUGUGUGAAACCGAUGCUGAAAGUAAAACCGUGCUUGUCAGUUUUUUGUGGUGUAAAUAUUUCUAUGACUGCAAGCUGAAUACUCUCAUUGUUAUGUUGAAGGCACUUAUAAUUUUUGAUAAACAAAUGAAAAGAAAAAUACAAAAAAAAAACUUAAAACGGUGAUUAAUAUGAAAACUGUCUUUUGAUCAAUCUUCAUUUUGAGUGUAUUUUGCUGUUCCUCCAUGAGGACAUUUUAAACUGUAAAAUAAAUUGUUGUUUAACUUACUUCUGAAGAUCAUUAAAUGGUCAGUCACUCUG